Messenger RNA from Pecten maximus, 1536 nucleotides. RefSeq names its product Werner syndrome ATP-dependent helicase homolog. Bases 267 to 920 code for a protein of 217 amino acids. Lineage: Eukaryota; Metazoa; Mollusca; Bivalvia; Pectinida; Pectinidae. The transcript has 3 exons. Gene Ontology annotation, biological process: double-strand break repair via homologous recombination. Gene Ontology annotation, cellular component: chromosome; nucleus; cytoplasm. The record is from RefSeq and is a predicted model, not a curated record. Gene Ontology annotation, molecular function: four-way junction helicase activity; 3'-5' DNA helicase activity.
CCUAAUCCAGGACCAAGUCAUUACAAUGAGGAAGGAGGGAUUUACUGUUUGCAGUUUGAACUUCACUGGUACUCAUGGCUCAACUUAUACAGAUGCGGAUUGCGAGAACGAUGAGGAACAGGAUCAUGAAUAUGUUGAAAUUGAUGUUCCAUUUGAGCAACUGGAGAGAGGAGACUUUUGCAUAAUUUAUUGUCAUCCAGAGUCGACUUCUUAGGUCUCAACUGUACCAAGAGAUCAUUUGUGCAGUAGUCAUAGAUGAAGUCCAUAUGGUUUCAGAAUGGGGAGAAGAAUUCCGUCCUGCAUUCCAGAAGCUUGGGGAGUUAAUGUGCAUUCUAGAGAAAGCUUUGCAUUUAAUUCUCACAGCAACUGCUACACCGAAAUCAAUUGCAAGUCUAUCUAAACAGCUGAAUUUGAAAAAUCCACUUGUUAUCAGUGAGAAUGUGGACCGUCCAAAGAUAUUUAUAGACAUUAGAACCAGAUUGCCAAACUUUCAUAAAUUUGACAAAUUUGAUGACUUGAUACAACCAGUGGCAACAGAAUUGCUGGAAAAAGGAGUUCAUUUUCCAGUAACCAUAAUGUAUGUGGAAAGUUUGGAAGCAUUGUCCUAUUUUUAUCAGUUUCUUUCGUAUAAACUUAAGGGUGCCAGCUAUGAUGGUGAGGAAAUUCCACAGAAUAGAAUAUAUGCCCAAUACCACAAAGAUUAUGCAGAGUCCAUGAAGAAAAUCACUAUUCAAGAACUGACUAAAGAAACCCCUAAAGUCAGAUUAGUUUUGGCAACUGUUGCACUGGGAAUGGGGCUUAAUGCUCCAAGUGUUUCACGUAUCAUUCAUUGCAGGCCCCCAACAACACUGGAGAAAUACCUACAAGAAAUCGGUCGUGCUGGACGUGUUGGACAACCGUCAGUGGCAAUUCUUUACUAAAACAAAAAUUAUAUUGCAAAAAACAGAAUCGGUAUGACGGUGGAAAUGAGAAAGUUUUGUGAAAGUGAAACAUGUUAUAGAAUUAUUCUUGUGAAUUACUUUGGAUUUGAAAGUGUUGUUUUUUCAGGACCAAAGGAACAUUGUUGCUCCAUUUGUGGCAGAAAAUGACUCGUCGUUACUGACUGUAUAUAUGAUUUCUCCUGUCAAGUGUAAUUUUAAGCAACUCGCUGCAUCUAGUGACAUACACAUCAUUCUUGUGGAUUCUGUUGCUAUAUAAAGUAGAUUCUUAAGACAAUUGUUCACAGGGAUUAUAUUUAAUGCCAGGUAUAGUGACACUCUCACUAUGUCAUGAUCACUUUUGCAGAGAUUAUUUCCUGUGAGAAACCAUUCAAUAACACUUUCACAAUAACACCAGUUUCAUUUGUUUGAUCUGAUGGAUAUAAACUGCCCGAUCACCAAUUGUUAGGAGAUCUGGAAUCACUGAAUUUUGUUUGUGGUCAAGAUACUUCAGUUAUUACACAUUUCAAUUUAAAUUCACUUUAGAUUCUUUUACUCUGUACAGUAGACAUACCAAACAAAUACCUGAAUAUCUUUUAUGGGCAGGAAACAUUGUUUA